GUUGCAUGACCGGUGCAUGCUUCCUCUGCUCUGCGCUCCUCUCAGCAUAGAAAUCAAGCCUCAAUCUGUCCACUUUCCUUCGGGUAUAUCUGAAUAUCUGCUUAGUUUGCAAACGGAACUACAAUUGCUUUAAUGGAUUCUCAGCAAACAAAAUGGAGAAACAGACAACAAAUGAAACACGGGAAUAAACGGGUGGCGUUCGGAGAGGAAUAACAAUUUAAAACAAAUCUGGGAUGUUUAUUGCCUGAUCUAAAGGUGUGUGUGGUCGUUUCGGCUCAACUUGGUGGAGAUUGUUAGAACUCCGGUUUCAGCGCAAGUCGGCGUGCAAAAGAAUGCACCUGGUUCUGUUUUUCUGCUUCUCUUUACAUUAAACAAGAAGACAUGUUCUUGAAACGGUCGAAGCUUUAGGAACAUCUGUGAGAAUAAAGUGGAAUCAAAGCGAAUGGAUACGUUUACAAUGAAUAAGGUGAAAAAGUGACCCAGUGAGGUGGGAUAGUGCUUUAGCGGAGUUCUGGAAAAUAAGUCACCUUGCCCCAGUUUUUCGAGAGCAGAGGGAGAGAGACAGACAUCUCUGAUUGUUUGUUGCCAGCAGGGAGACAGGAAGGUCCCUGCAUGUGAUUUACCAUGGCCAGCGUGCUCUGCAGCCUCCUUCUCCUGGGGAGCGCAGUGAUAAUGACCACCGCCUGCCCAAAAUAUUGUGUCUGCCAGAAUCUCUCAGAAUCUUUGGGUACGCUAUGCCCAUCCAAAGGCCUGCUAUUCGUGCCCUCUGACAUUGACAGAAGAACUGUGGAAUUACGCUUGGGAGGAAACUACAUUAUUAAGAUCACCCAGCAGGACUUCACCAACAUGACAGGCCUUGUGGACCUUACACUGUCACGGAACACAAUCAGCUUCAUCCAGCCUUUCUCAUUUGUGGAUCUGGAAACCUUACGUUCACUGCACCUGGACAGUAACCGGUUGACAGAGCUGGGCCCAGAUGUCCUACGAGGCUUAGUAAACUUGCAACACCUCAUCUUAAACAACAACCAACUGACCCAUAUCUCCAAAGAAGCUUUUGAUGACCUGCUGCUCACACUGGAGGACCUUGAUCUCUCCUAUAACAACCUCCGGAGUGUGCCCUGGGAGGCCAUCCGCAAAAUGCUCAACCUACACCAGCUGAGUCUGGACCACAACCUCAUCAACCACAUUGCCGAAGGCACUUUUACUGAUCUUGAAAAGUUGGCACGACUAGACCUGACAUCAAACCGUCUCCAGAAGCUUCCUCCCGAUCCUAUUUUUGCUCGGUCACAGAGCAACAUUGUUCUCAAUACACCCUUUGCCCCAGCCCUCUCUCUUAGCUUUGGUGGGAACCCCUUGCAUUGUAACUGUGAGAUUCUCUGGUUGCGUCGUCUAGAGCGGGAGGAUGAUAUGGAAACAUGUGUUUCCCCUCCAAGUCUAAAAGGUCGCUACUUUUGGUAUGUGCGAGAAGAAGAGUUUGUCUGCGAGCCACCGUUAAUUACUCAACAUACACAUAAGCUACUGGUCUUAGAGGGGCAGACUGCCAGCUUACGUUGCAAGGCUGUGGGUGACCCCAUGCCUCUCAUACACUGGGUUGCUCCAGAUGACCGACUAAUCAGUAACUCAUCCAGGGCUACAGUCUAUGAAAAUGGCACUUUGGACAUUAUGGUCACCACCUCUCAGGAUUAUGGGACAUUUACUUGCAUUGCGGCAAAUGCAGCUGGAGAAUCGACAGCCUCAAUCGAGCUCUCCAUCAUCCAGCUCCCCCACCUUAGUAAUGGAACUAAUCGCACAUCCCAGCCCAAAUCCAGACUAUCAGACAUCACCAGCUCAACUAAAACAAGUAAAGGGGAGACCAAAGCCCAACCAGAGCAGGUAGUGUUAGUGUCAGAAGUCACCGCACUCUCUGCUCUGGUCAAGUGGACAGUUAGCAAAGUGGCACCCAAAGUCAAAAUGUACCAGCUCCAGUACAACUGUUCAGAAGAUGAUGUCCUGAUUUAUAGGAUGAUUCCAGUGACCAGCAAAUCCUUUGUGGUCAACAACCUGAUCCCAGGGAUGCAGUAUGACCUGUGUGUGCUGGCCAUCUGGGAAGACAUCGCCACCACACUCACUGCAACCAACAUAGUUGGAUGUGUGCAGUUUGAGACACGUGAUGAGUACCCCAGUUGCCAGUCAUUGCACAGUCAGUUUUUGGGUGGUACCAUGAUCUUGGUGAUUGGUGGAGUGACCGUGGCCACCCUCUUGGUCUUUAUUGUCAUUCUUAUGGUUCGCUACAAAGUGAACAGCGGUUUGCAGGUUGCAAAGCUUGUGACGGUAAGCAACACCUACUCCCAGACCAAUGGUAGAACUGAGGCGACACAGCGACUUAACAAUGGCGCUCCGACAUCGCAGGCUCCAAAGACCAUAGUGGUGAUGCGUGACGAAGUGGUGAAAUUCAGAUGUGGUUCCUUGCAGAGUAGCAUCUUGUCCUCUUCAUCUUCUUCAGCAGACUCCCUUGGCAGCGAGAAUGUCAAGUCUUUCAACAUGCAUUGCGAGUCCAGCACCUUGCCCAAAAGGUGGAAGAAAACGUCAACCAAGACACGACCAAACUUGGACAACCUUCUUGGGGCAUUUACUUCUUUGGACCUGAAGGCUCCUGCAAGAGAUCCAGGUGGUCCAUCUUCCUCAGGGACCAUGGAAAUGGCCAUGAGACCCCAUACUGACAAGGAGCCUCUGCUAGGCCGUGGAGAUUCUUGGCUUGGGAGUCUUGUAAUGCUGCCAUCAAAGAACAAGCCUAAGCGCAGCCACUCGUUCGACAUGGGUGACUUUGGUGCUUCGCAGUACCUUCGCAAUGCACCAUGUCGCAUCAGUAACAUUUGGACUAAGAGGAGUCUCUCGGUCAAUGGCAUGCUCCUGCAAUGUGACGAAAGCGAAGGGGAAGGUGAUAAAGCAACAUUUGAUAGCGCUGAGUGGGUCAUGGAGAGUACAGUCUGACAGGUAACAAAAGAUUAGCUCUGCCAAAAAACAAGAACAACAAAAAUUAACAUUGUCAAAAACAUGUCAGUUGUGAAGGAACUUAACUUGCUGCAUCAUAUGACGUCAAGGAGGACUCAAAUGGCCAUAAUAAAAAGACACCUUAUGACUUUGGCCAUGACUGUGUAAUGCAUGAUUUUCCAUGUAAAUGAUAUUGUCCUUCUGUCCAUUUGAUCACAGAGAGAUUCAUAGGUUUGUUUCUGAAUUAGGCAGGCAGCCGAGGCCAGUGCUGGCACUUUUUAUUGAGAUUUGGAUGUGAGCUAUCUCUAGUUCCCUUCAAGCUUUAGAGCUGAUAUUAAUAAAUAACUAAGAACUUGGGAAGCAGGGUGGAUAAAAGAGAGAAUUUAUCCUACUGUGCACUGCAGUUUGCCAAGAGGAUUUUCUUCAGCAAUGUGGAUGUGCAUCACAAAGGACCAAACAUUCUCAUGAGAUGGGACGACAUCUUCAGCAGUUGAAGUGAAAAAAGAAAUGCAAAUGUAAUUAAAUUUUGAAGGUUAUUUUUUAUCAUUUCUGCCCCCCAAUUUGAGUGUUCUCUAGUGUCACACCAUUUUGUAUGAGCAGACAAAAUACAGAGACUGCAGUAAUUAUUUGGUGAAACCUAUGGUUUUCAUAAGGGUAAAAAAAAAUUUCAUUCAAAUAUUUUGCCUUGACGAUGAACAAAACUCUAUAAAUCAGAGAGUUUAUGUCACAGUAAUAUCUGCAAACUCUAUCUGCAUAUUUGUUUCCAUGACAUUUUGUUGCAUUAUGUGCCUCUUUCUUCAGCUUAUCAAGUCAUAACUUUUGUUUUUAUUAUUAUUUUUUCAAGUCAGUGUUCAAAAACUGGCUGUUGCAAAUUGCAUUGAGUACUAGUACAGAUCAGUACCAGUCACUUGUACUAGUGCAAAAGUCUGUCAGAAGUACGUACUAUUUGUGCAAAUAGAUGUUUAAUGUGCAUUAUAUACCCAACCAAUACAUUAUAUACCCAACCAAGAAGAUGCUA
This is a messenger RNA of Myxocyprinus asiaticus (Chinese sucker), 3988 nucleotides long. RefSeq names its product leucine-rich repeat and fibronectin type-III domain-containing protein 2-like. Lineage: Eukaryota; Metazoa; Chordata; Actinopteri; Cypriniformes; Catostomidae. Gene Ontology annotation, cellular component: postsynaptic density membrane; cell surface. Bases 625 to 2970 code for a protein of 781 amino acids. Gene Ontology annotation, molecular function: protein binding. The transcript has 4 exons. The record is from RefSeq and is a predicted model, not a curated record.